AUGGUGGGUGCGCGCACGGGGGUAUCUACAUCCGCCGCUGCGCGGAGCAGCGCGCGCUGCCUCUGCCGGCUUCGUCCACGGAGAGCGCGGUUGGCGGUGGUGCGGCUGGCGCUGGGAGCAGCGGUGGUCAUGGUGGGCGCAAUUGCGGUGACGCAGCGCUGCUCGACACUCUUAACCAUCACAGCGCUCUUUGUGAAUGGCGACUCCCGGGUGGACGUAGGCAACAACCACGACGGCUCCCACCGCUUCCUGCGUGCUGACCUGCCGCUCUACGGCAUGAGUUACAUCGAGGCGUUGGAGCGCUUCUCCGAUGGCCGCCUGAAGAUCAACUACUUGGUCCUUCACUGCUCCCCAUCUCCCCCAGCGCGCUAUCUGGGGCUGCCCUCGCCGCCCCCCGUGCUACAGCAAGGGCGCAAUGCCUCUCGCGGGCUUUACUUCGCCCGUGCGGAGAGCCACACUCUCGACCACCGCCUGCUCGACGCGAUUCACGGCAGCGAGGGUGGCUAUAUUAAGGGCGGCGCGGAUUCGUUUUACUCGCGCAUGGCGGAGCAGGACGCGCAAGCUCCGCGGAUGGGGGAGUGCGGCGAGCGGUGCGGAACGGGGGACGGCUCGAGCCUCAUUGAGUCCCUCAUCAAGUACCCACCCUUGGAGGAAGUGAGGGGUCUGCCGGAGGAGAUUGUGGGGGAUGAGAAGGAGGACAUGGAUUUUGCAGAUGUUGAUGCAAGCGUGGAAGGCGAGGAAGAUGAGGAUGAUGGGGUGUAG
Closterium sp. NIES-65 is the source of this 762-nucleotide messenger RNA. The record is from the annotation of a GenBank genome assembly. Lineage: Eukaryota; Viridiplantae; Streptophyta; Zygnematophyceae; Desmidiales; Closteriaceae.